AUGGAUCUGCCUUACUACCAUGGCCGCCUGACUAGGCAAGAGUAUGAAGCCCUGCUUCUCAAGGGAGGGGUGGAUGGCAACUUUCUGAUAAGAGACAGCGAAUCUGUGCCAGGAGCCCUGUGCCUCUGUGUCUCGUUUAAAAAGCUUGUCUACAGCUACCGAAUCUUCAGAGAGAAACAUGGAUAUUACAGGAUAGAGACUGAGCCCAGUACUCCACAAACAAUCUUUCCAAACCUAGAGGAAUUAAUCUCCAAAUUUAAAACACCAGGUCAAGGAAUGGUGGUUCAUCUUUCAAACCCAAUAAUGAGAAGUGGCUUCUGCUCGGGAGGGACAAGAUUGAAAUUAGAGCUGAAUGUUUAUGAGAACACUGAUGAGGAAUAUGUAGACGUCUUGCCUUGA
Mus pahari (shrew mouse) is the source of this 399-nucleotide messenger RNA. Its product is annotated as SH2 domain-containing protein 1B2. Bases 1 to 399 code for a protein of 132 amino acids. NCBI's taxonomy places the organism in Eukaryota, Metazoa, Chordata, Mammalia, Rodentia, Muridae. The record is from RefSeq and is a predicted model, not a curated record. The transcript is spliced from 4 exons.